CACAGCGAAACAGCCACGUAAACGUACAGAGCCCUCCCCGCUAGCUUCCUCUGCUCUCUGCUCUUAUAUAGCUGCAAAACACAGACGUCCCCAUGAUGCUACACUCGUUUACCAGGGCUUCAGUGAGAUUGCCAGAGCUGUAAGAUGUCGAUGGUGUUGUUCGCCUCCGUGGUUCGGGUCGGGGACGGCCUUCCUCUCUCUGCAUCCACUGACUAUGAGCAGGACAAAGAGCUUCAGGAAACCAAGAAGCAUCUCAAAGGUCUCUCCAAGAAACUCAGCCAGUUCCCUGACCGCUGCACACUGAAGACUGGACCUUAUAAUGUCAAUUUCACUAGUGCACUGGGUGUUGGAUACCUGAUGGUGUGCACUGCAAACUAUCCCAAUGUGCUGGCCUUCUGCUUCCUGGACGAGCUACAGAAGGAGUUUAUCGUCACAUACGACCCCAAGCGAAUCAGCAAUGCUGUGCGGCCAUACUCCUUCAUUGAAUUUGACACCUUCAUCCAGAAGACCAAACAGCGCUACAACAGCCCACGUUCUCUGUCCACCAAGAUCAACCUGGCUGACAUGCAGACAGAGAUCAAGCUGCGACCGCCCUACCAGCUCUCCCCUGAGGACCUGCGGGCUAUCAAUGGAUUCUCAGUGCACACACCCUCUAAAUACAAGGGCAUAGCUCCCACGCAGAUGUUGGAGCCAGUGACUCUCCCUGGCAUAGUGUCCUGUGUGCUCAGUGUCCUCUGUGGAGGCCUGAACCUGCUGAGAGGAGUCCACGCAAUAGAGAGCAUACUACAGUUUCAGCUGUUGGUCGUAUUGGUAAUAACAAAGUUAAGCAAAUCCCUAAGAUCUGGGAAAGCGGUGACAAUGCUAAAAAGAAGCCAGCCGGGGCACGAAACAAAAGCAGACACAUCAGACAGGUUUCAAACUAGUUUCCAGAAUGACGAUGAAGACUUUAAUUACGUGAUUGCCUUCUUCCUCGGCACAGCAGCCUGUCUGUAUCAGUGCUACCUGUUUGCCUACUUCUCUGUGUGGAGGAACAGUAAGUCCUUCCUGGCGUUUGCACUCAUCUGUCUGUCCAACAUGUAUCUGUAUGAACUGAGAAACAUGUGGCAGAUCCUCUUCCAUGUGGCAGUGGGGGCCUUCAUGACUCUGCAGAUCAAACUGAGGCAACCGCUGGGAAAAGCGCCAGACUACAACGUCUGACAAAAACUUCAAACACAAAGGACUACUGGACGAUGUCUUGCACGUGCCCUGGAAAUGCAGCGGAGACGGUCCUGACCCGCCUGGGGACAAAGAAAAAAGCCCAAAUCCUUCCAGUUCAGAAAGAGAAACCAAAAAAUGUGCAGCACCACAGUAGUCCCUGUCACUUUAUCCCAGCACCAGUGCACAGUGACAGAUCUCAGUGUGGACUUGGAGGAAACAGCCACGGCCCCAAUCAUUCAUGGAGCUUAUUGGAUGGAUUUUCGGAGUUGUCUACUCUGCACCAUUGUCUGUUUAAGAUAUUUACUUUUACUCCUUUUAAAUGCAGCCAUAGUUUAGCUCAGAGUCCUGCAUAUGUGCAGUUUUUCAUAUCCAUACUCUUCCUGCACCUGUAAAGCUACAGUAAGCAUAAGAACCAACCUGUUACAGAUAACACUCAACCCCAACAAAUACAAAGGCCACACAUUCACCUUGUUUAAAGCGCUCUAGUUGUUACUAGGAAUUUAUCACACAUAUAAGAUCCCUUUCAUUACCAACAAAUUCAUGCUUUUUUAAUACCUUACUGAGUUUGUUAUAUGGGACUAGUUGUUGGUAUGCUUUACUUUGCACACCUCAGGCAUGCUGCCUAGACUCAGCAGGGUGGCCAAGAGAGCAAUGGCAUCGUUUGGGUCUAUCAAUUUUUUUGUUUUAUUUUAGAAAUUAAGUGAAACUUAUCAUAUACAGUACACCAUUUUGUAUCAACACAAACCAGCUGCACAAUAACUUUGCUGGAAUUAAAAUGCUGCCUAAAAUUAGCAUAAUUAGUAAAUAUUUAAAUCAGGACAUAUCUGGUCAUAGUGUAAGUAACCAAGAUUAAAAUGCAACACACAUCAACCAUGUCACGUAGAAUGGGUCAGCUGACAUGCAUAACUCACAACAAUGUACAAUAUAUUGAUUUGUGCGAAUGUGGUCAAAAUUUCUGCUUUUCUGGAGAGCUAUGUGAACCAACCUGUAAAAUAUGACAGUGGCGUAUUCUGAGGAGUCACUGGAUCACAGGGUUACAUAGAAAACAAUGGAUGCAGUGUAUGUUGCCCUUUAAGAGUUUGACCAGAAAUUUGAUGACAGUUGUCUGUAUUUGACAGUCUUUGAUACUCGAGCUACAGACACAUUUCUGGUUGUACUCAAUUAUUAUUGAGGUUCAAUACACAGCCCUGUUAUUUCAUUGAGUUUGGUCAACAAGCCUGCAAAGGCUAAACAGAUGUUCAACAGCAUAUAGCUGAAAUUCAACAUAUUAAUCACUGUCUUUUAAAAUUAGACUUUUAAAAACUUAAUAACUGCUUAAGGAACAUAAAAACACUGCGAGACUGUACAUCUCCCAUUCACAUCAGUUAAUUUAUGUGUUUGUGUUUUGUUUUUUUUACCUGUUAGAUGCAUUUUUUUGCACAUGUACCGGUGUGAACCUGACCCAGUGCAGGACUCUGGUUUAGGUCUUGGUUUAAAACUAUGCAAUGCUGCCUUGUGUGUGUGUGUGUGUGGCCCUCAUCCUGUAUUCAGGAGCCAUUGAUUUGCAGAUAAUUGUCAUUUUGACAGUCCAUUUUGCUAUUUAUUUACUGACUGAUUGUUCCAAGACAUGUGGUCAAUGAACAUUUAUGCAGAUUUUAUUGCUUUAAUUUGUUGUUUUAUGAUUGCUUCAAUUUUUUUAAACGCAGACUGGCGGCCUGUUGUCACAAAGUAACUCCUGCUCCAGUAGACACAAACAGCCUGUUAGCAUUCAUACCCUCCUUCCUCGCCCACGCAGCCUCAAGCAUAUGCCAGUGUCAAGUGACUAUGUUAAUAAACAGGUCUGUGUUGGCAGCAGUAAAGAUAGGUGGCUGUGUUGUGGCGGCCAGAGGCAGUCCGCAUCAUCUGAGCCGCCUCGGGGGUGCUUUUCCUCCCACCAAGCCCCUUCGGUUCAGACACGGUUGCGCCCGCCACUUUUGAAGACAGAAACUCAGUCUCUCACUCUCUGCCUUUUGUAAUGGAUAUUAGCUCAGUGUUCACAUUUAACACAAUUACAGUCAGGAGAUGCCACAUUAGGCAGUGUGAGAUUUGUUAAGGAAAUUAUGGGAAGAUUUCCUGGUCUCCUGCGCCAUCCCAACAAAUAAUAGAAAACAAAUGGAGAAGGGUAGAGAAUUGAGUCAUGCCUUUAUUGUUCAUUGUUCAUGAGUAGCUCAACAGUUGUGCCAAGAUUGUCAUAAAAACUAUUCUCUCUCUUACUGGAAGAAGUUAGAAGCAAAAAUGAAAAGGAGUACAGCCACGCAGCUCCACUCCAUGUCCAUCUGGCAUCUGCACUACAGAUCUGUCGGGGGACCACUGCAACACUUCAGCCUCGUAUGAUUCCUCACUGCGCUCUCUGGAUGUUCCCUGCUUUCCAACAGCGGUGCCACACCUACAUGACCUAAUCGCUCUUUUCACAAUAUGGCUCGGAUUCGAUUGGACCUGAAUCCAGCUUCCCUGGCUCGGAUUGUUUGUGUUCACAUUCUCCUCUUCCACAGCAGUUACAGUAAACGUGUAGUGUGGGUGUGUGUAAAAUAGGAACAGUGAAAUUCAAGGCUUUAAUACUGGUUUAUCCAAGUAUGGAAAACGAAUGUGAUCAUUUCCAGGUCAUUAAAACUUGGGAACGAACUGCUGAAAACGUAUUAUAUGUGAUAAUUCUUAACAUUUUAAUUAGUUUUAUUUCACACAAGCUUUUGAAAGUCCCUCUGUCAGGAUCAGAAUAUAGAAAAUGUUUGAAAAAAUAUUAAAUUGCGAAAGAAUGGAUUUGAUUUGAAAUGAAAACUGUGUCGGAACACUGGAUUUAAAGCAUAUUUGAGACCAGAAAUGUUUUGUCCAUUUUCUGUUGCACAUGAAGGCACAUUGAUUCAUCAUAACGUGCUCUGGUCCUCUUCAGUCAACUUGAAACAUAUCUACUCUUGUAUUAGGACUCAUUGUCUCGGAGCUCAGCUAUGGAACAUUGAACAUUAAACAAAUCUGAGACAUUA
Molecule: messenger RNA, 4193 nt
Organism: Dicentrarchus labrax (European seabass)
Lineage: Eukaryota; Metazoa; Chordata; Actinopteri; Moronidae
Gene: sec22a
Product: SEC22 homolog A, vesicle trafficking protein
Exons: 8
Coding region: 145-1197 (350 amino acids)
Biological process (GO): endoplasmic reticulum to Golgi vesicle-mediated transport
Source: RefSeq, a predicted model, not a curated record